AUGGAUACUAUAAGUGAGAACAAGGACGUCCUGUUUCCUCAGGUCUUUUCUCACCUCUCCGAGGUUGAGGCACAGCCUGCCACUGUCGUUCUGGAUGAAGAACUGCUGAGGCGAGCGGAACGAUCGCUUGACGCGUCAACUUCAAGAGACCUCUUAUGGCGACUUCUAGCAACAGGCGAAAGGCUUCUUCAAACGUUGCAACAGGAACCCAGACCUCUUACUCGACUACUAGAACGCACUGUUUCCCUACUUCCCUUCGAUGAACUGAAGAAUACAAUUUCCGCCGAAAAGCUCCAGGAAGGCCUGACCUCCUCUUCCAUAUCUGUACAGCUCUUGUGUCUGGCGUAUCUGCGGAAAGCAGCCGACUCUCCAAGCGGUGCUUCAUUUGUUGCCGCGAGUUCCCCACUAGUUCAAUGCUUGCUGACCACAUGGCUGUCGUCGGAAAACACGGAGGUUGCGGAGCGCUGUCUGGAAGCCAUCGAGGCCCUCCUCGCCGUGGACAGCCAUACCAGCUUUACAGUACUAGCGACAAGGGAAUCUGUGGCAGAGGUGCAGGGGCAAGGCCUCCUGUGGCGACGGAUAUUUACAGAUCCCCAGGUCUAUUCAAUCCUGUUUGAGUGGACGUCCCUCCGGGUUUCAAAGCGGGAUGUCAAGACGAAGAAGGGGAUGCAGCUUGUAACAAUAUCACAGGCUAGACUUUUCGACUGCAUUGCAAGACUGGCGAACUACGAUUGGGCUGCAAUAUCUACUACCACGUUACCUGCGGUUGAAGCGAAAUUCGCGGACGGAGGCGCCGAUGAUCAGCCUUACGGUGGCUUACUACGUUAUGCUGCGUCUCAUAUGAUCGAUCAACGAGAUAUUUUGAUGGAGGUACUCAGACAAGAUUUCUUCAUGAAGCUUCUUGGCGUGAUCCAACAAGGCAACCCUCAGAGUGUCCCUCCACGGAUGUUGGAGGCUCUUCAGCACGAAGCGGGCAUUGAUCCUGCGAAGGUAGACGAAGAGAACGGCAUGCAUCUUUGA
Molecule: messenger RNA, 1020 nt
Organism: Exophiala spinifera
Lineage: Eukaryota; Fungi; Ascomycota; Eurotiomycetes; Chaetothyriales; Herpotrichiellaceae
Exons: 1
Coding region: 1-1020 (339 amino acids)
Source: RefSeq, a predicted model, not a curated record